This is a messenger RNA of Colletotrichum higginsianum IMI 349063, 585 nucleotides long. RefSeq lists its product as uncharacterized. The transcript has 2 exons. NCBI's taxonomy places the organism in Eukaryota, Fungi, Ascomycota, Sordariomycetes, Glomerellales, Glomerellaceae. The record is from RefSeq and is a predicted model, not a curated record. The coding region runs from base 1 to 585 and encodes 194 amino acids.
AUGCCGCCAAACAUUUCCGCGCUGUCUCAAUACCAAAUACGGAGGUUUUUCCAAGAGAACGAUUCUGUCACGCAGUGGCAAUACAACGCAGAAGCCCAAAAUAUAACAAGCCAGUCCGUCACCGCGACAGCAUUUCAGGGCGGAACCAGUUACACUGUUGAAGGUGGGGAAGUUGUCGUUCAGUUCCGCGUUCCAAGCUCUCAUCUGGACGUGGACUUGAUCCGAAGCAUCGAACAAGCCUAUCGCGGCUUUGCGCCACGACACGAGUACCGAGGGAAACUUGGCCAGGUCAGCGUCUAUACGAUGAACAACAUAGGGGGGACCUGCAUGUACUUGGCCCGAACCGAGCUCCAGAGCGACAACUACUCCCUUCUGCGACUCACCAUAGACGACUACACAAGGCUUGCCAACCCCUCCCACCCUUUCCAAGGCAAGGGAAACGGCGCGUCUGACGAGCAGAAGCGGCGCAUCGAGGCUGCAAGACUGAUUGGCCUCUUUCUGGCCAAUGGCUUCCAGCAGGGCCGGCCGGCUACGGAAGAAAGCGAGGAUUUGCGUUUUCGCGGUGCUGUCAUUCUCACACCAUGA